Molecule: messenger RNA, 1134 nt
Organism: Argentina anserina (silverweed cinquefoil)
Lineage: Eukaryota; Viridiplantae; Streptophyta; Magnoliopsida; Rosales; Rosaceae
Exons: 3
Biological process (GO): positive regulation of proteasomal ubiquitin-dependent protein catabolic process; ubiquitin-dependent protein catabolic process; protein polyubiquitination
Cellular component (GO): cytoplasm; ubiquitin ligase complex
Molecular function (GO): ubiquitin conjugating enzyme binding; ubiquitin protein ligase activity; zinc ion binding
Source: RefSeq, a predicted model, not a curated record
AUGAGAAGCAAGCAACGAUCCUCAAUCAAGAAAAACGAUUCUCAGUCUCAUAUUGAGAUUGUGAACAUUGAAGAUGACAACCCCUUCUUCUCCACAGUCAUUUCUCGUAAAGACACAUCCAAAGCGAUCUCAUCAGAUGAUUCAGAUCAGAGCACAUCCACUCCUUUUCGGACCACUCCUGCAAUCAACUUCAUCGACCUUUGUUAUGACGAUGAAGAUGAUAAUCUUAGGGUUCUUACGUUUCAACCCUCCAACACUCAUUUCAAAAAGCGAAGGAAAACUGAAAACGGGGAAUCUUCCAAAUCCAAUACCAAGAAUGAUUUGCCGUUAUAUUUUGUUUGUGAAAUUUGUGUUGAUGACAAGCCUGCCGGUGAGUCCUUUGGCAUCCAAAAUUGCAGCCAUUCUUAUUGUAAAGACUGCAUAAACAAGUACGUGGCAUCCAAACUUCAAGAGAACAUUACAAGAAUCAAGUGCCCAGUAGCUGAUUGCCAAGGGUCACUAGACCCUGAGUAUUGUCGUCCAAUUCUGCCACUUGAGGUGUAUGAUCGACGGGGAAAUGCUUUGUGUGAGGCUAUGAUUGUUGUGUCUCAAAGAUUUUACUGUCCCUUUAAGGACUGCUCGGCAAUGUUAAUUGAUGAUGAGACCGAGGAGGUUGUCAGGGAAUCAGAGUGCCCUAAUUGUAAUAAAAUGUUCUGUGCGCAAUGCAAAGUUCCUUGGCAUGCCGGAAUCGGCUGCACGGAAAUCCAGAAAUUGAAUGAGGAUGAGAGGGAGAAAGAGGAUAUCAUGCUCCUCAAAAUUGCAGAGAAUAAUCGAUGGUGAAGAUGUCCAAAUUGUAGGAUCUAUGUGGAGAAAUGGAUGGGUUGCGACUCCAUAUAUUGCAGGUCAGUAACGGUGUGGAACUACGUUCUUAUACUCAAAUGGACAAGACGCUUCAAGAAGAUAUAUGACCCCUGGGCAGACCUUACCCUGGGGUGGGGCAGGAGGCAUGGACGUGGUCAGAAUGAGGACGGCCGCUGGGAGAGGUGCCUCCAGGCGGAGCUCACCCUGGAGUGGUGCAGGUGGCAAAGACAUGCUCAGAAAGAGGAAGCCUGGCCGUUAAAAGAAGUGGCUUCAUCAUCUUCUUUUUUUGGAUGA